AGAGAAGAAAAGCGAGCAGAUAGAUAUCCAUCACUGCCCUCAAUCUGUCAGAGCUCGUGAGAGAUCUCUCAAACUUUUCCCCACCUGAAACCCUCGAUCGCCGCCUCCACCCACCAUGUCGCCGCCGGCACCGGCGCUGCUGGACGAGCUCCUCGAGGAGAUCUUCCUCCGCCUUCCGCCGGACGAGCCCGAGCACCUCGUGCGCGCCUCCCUCUCCAGCAAGCGCUGGCUCGGCCUCCUCUCCGGCGCUCGAUUCCGCGGCCGCUACCGCGAGCACCACCGAGCUCCCCCCAUGCUGGGCUUCCUUUAUUCCUUCCACUUCAACUCCAGCGCGGAGACGAAAGAUAACAUCCCACACUUUCUCCCCACCACCAAAUUUCGUGCGUGCAUCCCCGACGACGACUGGUUGGGCUACAGUGCGUUGGACUGCCGUCAUGGCCGCGUUCUCAUUGGCGAAGUGGCCUAUCGACCCAUGACGGGCUGCCGGCGGGAGCUGGAGGCGCCCGCCCUGGGUGGACGACAGUUAUGGGGUCGCGGUGCUCUGCGCCGUGGCCGGCUGUGACCACCGCACUUGUCACGCAGGCCCCUUCCAGGUCGUCUUUGUCGGCCUGGACCAUUGUCAUGAAGAUGGGUGUGUUGCACGGGCGUGCGUGUCCCGGCCGGUGACGGGUAACCACAGCAAGCCGGGCUUUCAAUCUCCUUUUGAUAAGUGGAGCAAGCGAUGCUCUGCUCUUCAUCUUGACUCCGGUUUGUACAUCCACCAAGCGCCCCCUGUCUUCGUCCAAGACACACUUCAUUUCAAGCUUUGUAACCGUGCCGAAGAUCGCGUAGUAGGAAUUCUCAAGUACGACAUGAGCACUAAUAGCUUAUCGCUGAUUGAUAUGCCGCUUGCGUGGUCUGUCAAUGCCAAUGCUUCUAUCCUCGUGGUGAUGGAGGAUGACAGUUUGGGGUUUGCACAUGUCGACGGGUUAAUCCUCAAUCUGUGGUCAAGGCACAUGGGUUCUGACGGAGUUGCGUCAUGGACUCAGCGUGCAGUCAUGGAUAUCAAGGACAUUCUUCCCAUUCGAAAUCCAAAUAAAAGACUUAGGCUGAUUGGAUCUGUGGAAGGCACCGAUAUCAUUUUCGUGACCACAGAUCUUGGCAUCUACAAGAUUAAUCUCAAGUCACUACAGUGGAACAAGGUAUGGGAGAGAAAAAAGUUUCAAGCUUUCAUCCCGUACAUGAGUUUCUACAAUCCACAAGGUUUGCGGAAUGAUGGCGAUAAGAAGAAUCUGCUGGAGGGAUCAUCAGCGGAGGUGCGAGCUCAGGCUGGGGAAGAUGAUCUUGAAUCUGAAUCGGACGAAGAUCUUGAAUCUGAAUCUGAAGAAGAUCUUGAAUCUGAAUCUUACGAAGAUCUUGAAUAUGAAUCUGAAGAAGAUCUUGAAUCUGAAUCGGAAGAAGCUGAAAUGUUUCUACAAUCCACAAGAAAGGGUGACCCCCAGUGAUGCAGCUCAUUAAGAGUGUGUGGUUCAAUAUGUACAAGGCUACAUUCGUCAACAAGAUAGGUGACAAACUUGGAGGCAACAGGGGUCUCGUGAUGUCGUGAUGAAUUAUGUCAUUAUUCGGUACUCCUUUUGGUGCAGUGGUGCUUGCUUGUUUUCUGAUGUUGUUUUUGUCAGUUAGUUUGAUAAUCUCCCGUGUUAAUGGCGGGGUGAAUUGAUUAUAUUUGUACCUCUAAUUUUAUCUGCCCUGUUGUAGAAUUUGCUUGAAAAGGCAUUUGCACAGUAACUUGUUCUUGCCAUUUUAAAAACUCUACAGUUUGCUCUCUCCCUGCUUUGAUCCAAUCUUUAAAUUUAUCUUUCAAAAGAUGUACUGUUGGGGAGAAGAUGAUGAGGCAAUGUCCACAGAGAUGGUGGUUUCUGUUGCCCAUGAGAUAUUAUGUUGAUCCUUUUUGCACGCUGGCUUGCUGGGUUUUUUCAAUUAAUAAUCUCAUGGGUUUAAUUAGUUCUACCUGCCAAGUGCUGAUGUUACCGCAGUUCUGUUCUUAUGAUUGUCUCCUAGACAUUUUAAUCUCUUCAUUAGCUCCAGAAAACUGUCAGCUAUUUGUUCACUAUUGGUUGCAUAUAUUUAGCCAUGUAGUGAGAUGAAAGAUGUUACGUUUGGUAAGAGAGCGCAAGGCUGAUGUGACCAUUGCUACAACCAACCCCUGUUUCCCUGAUCUUCUUGUAGAGCUGAUGCAUCAAUAGGCCUGAACCUCGUUUUAGGGGUGCAUACAGUAACUCUCUUGCAGGUCAAACAAUGGCACUUCCUGCUGAACAACAAAACUGUCCAAAGAACGACAUGCUACAGUGAACUGGAAGACUCGGCCCAUCGAUUCGUUAUCGCAGGGAGAUGUUCCACAAUCGGGUUGCUACACUCACUUACAUGCUAGAACAGAGUUUCGUCCGGUAACCUGGUGUAGGCCAAAAGAAAACAUCCCUUAUUAUUUCUUUCUAUCUGUUUUCGGACUGGUGUGUUCCAAAAGGCGUCAGGAAAGAGUACAUGAUGUAUAAUUUUGUUAGGAGCUAUCAUUAUACAUUUCUGUGUCACGGUUAUACAUGUCUCGGAACUCGAAUCUA
This is a messenger RNA of Triticum aestivum (bread wheat), 2597 nucleotides long. RefSeq lists its product as uncharacterized. Bases 852 to 1484 code for a protein of 210 amino acids. The transcript has 3 exons. NCBI's taxonomy places the organism in Eukaryota, Viridiplantae, Streptophyta, Magnoliopsida, Poales, Poaceae. The record is from RefSeq and is a predicted model, not a curated record.